CAUUCGUAAAAAAGGGCUUCCGAAGCCAUUUUCGCAACAGAGAUUGGGUUCCGGAACCGGAACCCUAAAUCCCUAAAUUUUCUCCCAAAAAAUCCCCCAAAUCCAACGAUUUUUGGCAGAUUUGUUGCCGAAAUCUCCCUUUUGUAGGAAAUCUACGAUUUAUUCGACAAAAAAACAGAAGGAAUUUGAAGUUUUUUCACAUUUACGGCUCUCGAUCGUGUGGCCCACCAAAUUCAGCUUCCGAUCACGCAAUCUUCUUCCACAGCUCAAUAUGGCAACUCUUAGAAACCUCAAAAUCAAAACCGGUACAUGCAAACGCAUCCUUAAAGAGCUUCAUUCUUAUGAGAAAGAGGUUGAGAAAGAAACUGCAAAAACUGCAGACAUGAAAGAGAAAGGAGCUGAUCCUUACGAUCUUAAGCAACAGGAGAAUGUGUUGGCCGAGUCGAGAAUGAUGGUUCCCGACUGCCACACACGCCUGGAGGCUUCCCUUGCUGACCUAAAAGGAAUAUUGGAAGAGUUGAAGGAGUUGAAUCAGCGAGGUCCUGAGAUUAAGGAAGCUCAAAGCAUUAUUGCAGAGGUUGAAGCAUUGUUUCAAAGCACUGAAGGUUAGCAGUUCAAUCAACUGUUUUAGUUGGUGGCUUGAUCGCCGUUGCUUUGGUUUUUGUAUCUUGUUCUAGUCUUUUUUCAGAGGCUAGCAUGCACCACUUCACUCUGCAGAUGGAUUUGUAGCCAUGCAGUUUUGAUUUUUGGCUUCUGUUUGUUUCUAAGUAAACGGCUACCUUAUACUAUAAUUGAUGACGGUGCUUGCCAUCUUCGCAGGGGUUUACUCUCCUCAUGUCUUUCAUUUGUUAAUGUUACAAUCUAAGGGCUUAGUUUGGAUCCUUGAUAAA
Magnolia sinica is the source of this 890-nucleotide messenger RNA. RefSeq names its product tubulin-folding cofactor A-like. The record is from RefSeq and is a predicted model, not a curated record. Gene Ontology annotation, biological process: post-chaperonin tubulin folding pathway; tubulin complex assembly. Lineage: Eukaryota; Viridiplantae; Streptophyta; Magnoliopsida; Magnoliales; Magnoliaceae. Gene Ontology annotation, cellular component: microtubule cytoskeleton; cytosol. The coding region runs from base 272 to 610 and encodes 112 amino acids. The transcript has 4 exons. Gene Ontology annotation, molecular function: beta-tubulin binding.